UGUUAAAUUCAGUGUUACAGUGUAAAUUUCCUAACAAUAAUACGUGAUUUCAUAUUUUUUUAUUAGUAACGUUAUUGUUUUACUUUACAUAAAUUUAAAGCAAAAAUGUUAUGAAAAUAUCGUUAUAUUUAGAAUACGAGGGACAAGGGAAGACGUUAAACUUAAUUCUAAAAAUACAUCCACAUUUUUCACAAAAUGUAUUCAAUAUUUUUGAAAAUUCCUAUGGGACCGUUGAAAUCCUUUAAUAACACAUCAAGAGGAAUAAUACUUCCGUUAGUAAGAAAUAUUUAUAAUCAACAAGGGCUUGGUACAACAAGGUCCGAAUGUAAGACCCACGAAGAUCAAAUUAAGAAAAAUAAGUUUUUAUUAUUUUCUUUAUUAUUUGGAGUCAGUACUUUUACAAUUUAUAAAACAUGGUCACAAUAUAAUAUUUUUCCAUCAAUUAUUGCUGCUGAACAAGUAGCAGAGUCUGAGGGUGAAUCAGAAAGUGAGAUGGAGACAAGGAAAAAGCGAUUUAGGAAAGAAAAAAUUGGAUUUAGAGACAGAAAGAUAAUUGAAUACGAGAAUCGUAUGCGUCACUAUUCCACUCCGGACAAGGUAUUUCGUUAUUUUGCCACUCUCCAAGCUCAACAUCAUGAUCAACAUGAGGUCUUCAUGACACCGGAUGAUUUUCUACGUUCUAUGACGCCUGGAGUUAAACAACCUGAUGGUUUGGGUCUUGAUCAAUACAGAAGAUAUGAUCCAAAGAACAUCAGUGAGACUAUAAGCCAACGUUUGAACUUGGACCUUGAUGAAGAUUCUAUAUUUUACAAGCUUGGAUCCUCUGGAUUAAUUACGUUUAGUGACUACAUUUUCCUGUUGACCGUGCUUUCAACGUCCCGCCGCCAUUUUGAAAUCGCAUUUCGUAUGUUUGAUCUAAACGGUGAUGGCGAUGUAGACUGCGAGGAGUUUGAGAAGGUGGCUGCCCUCAUUCGACAGCAGAGCAGCAUUGGAUCACGGCAUCGCGACCAUGCAAAUACUGGCAACACUUUUAAGGGUAUAAAUUCAGCAUUAACCACCUACUUUUUUGGACCGAAGCUCAAUGAGAAAUUGACGAUUGAAAAGUUUUUGGACUUCCAACAUCAGUUGCAAAAGGAAAUACUCUCUCUGGAGUUUCAAAGGAAGCAACCAGAUGAAAACGGCCGCAUAACGGAAGCAGAUUUCGCGGAGCUGUUGCUGGCCUAUGCCGGAUAUCCCGCUAAGAAGAAAGCCAGGAUGCUGAAACGUGUUAAGAAAGCCUUCCGCGACCACGGCGUCGGAAUAACAAAGGACGACUACUUAAAGUUCUUCCACCUCCUGAACAACAUCAACGACGUGGACACAGCACUUACGUUCUAUCACAUAGCGGGCGCGUCCAUCGAUCAGCCGACGCUCCGACAUGUCGCCAACACCGUGGCUCACGUGGACUUAGACCCUCACGUCAUUAAUGUGGUCUUCACCAUCUUUGAUGAGAAUAUGGACGGACAACUAAGCAACCGAGAGUUUGUGGCCGUGAUGAAGAAUAGGUUGCUCCGAGGUCUUGAGAAGCCGAAGGACACUGGAUUCGUCAAACUUAUGCAUUCGCUGAUAAAAUGCGCGAGAGACACAAAACCGGCAUUACUCGAUUUUUAAUACCCAAUUGAAUUAAAAAUGUAUGUCAACAAUUUUAUGCAUUUUUUUUAUUGCUUGAUAAAUUUGAUUGUACCCUCAUAACAAUAGCUUUUCCAUACAUACUGGAUUGGUCUCGAGCUCCAAAUAUGGUCCGUAUGGUGUUUGAGAUAAGUUUUCAUAUUUACUAUGUAUUAUAUAUUUUAUAUAGAAAUCAAGUAUGUUGUUCUAAAAUAAGUAAUAAUAUAAGUGUUAUUAAACAUUUAACUGUAUGCCAUAUUUUAAAUAAUAGUAAUGUAUUUAUGUACUUUUAAAAAAUAUAAUUGAUGAAAUAUUGUUAUCUGCACCUAUUUCUUAUAUUUACAUAAUGAGAGAGAAUCUAAAACGAAAGAGAAAAUUUUGCUUUCGUUCGUAGUAAUUCGUCAAACUACACGACGCAUCGUAUCGAGUAUCUGUGAUUGGCCAAAAUUUGUAACAGCAAUCUUGUUUCCAAUCCAUGCAAUGCAGGCGCGCUCUGAUAACGUAUGCUGGAACAUGCAAGAUGGUGCCUGGUAAGGUCGAAGUAUGGGUGACAGACCAACGCGGCAUUUUGUCUUUCGUUUUAUAUUUUAAAAUCGUUUUCAAUAUUAUAAAAUUUUUCAAGAUCAGCACAACAAAUAUAUACAUAUGUAUAUAUCUUAAAUGUAUCGGAAUGUUAGAAGCUCUCUGCUAAAGUUAGUUAUAAGAUUUAAUUUGUAUAGUGUUUAAAAAAAUAUUAUUUUAAGAACUUUUAUUAGAUGUUUAUUUCUGGUCAUUAAUUUAAGAUAUACGCCCAUCACGAGAAACGCAAAUUGCGAGUGUCAAAAAUUUGACACUCUUCUUUGAUAUAUUAUUUCUGCUGUUCUAAACUAAAUACAUCCAUGUACCAUCAAACUUAUCGAUAAACGAAAAGUUUUUACUGAUGUCAAAUAUCAAAAUUUAAAAAUAAACUUGUUGACAAGAUGGCGGAUGAUAUCAGCUGUUUAGUAUUAUUUGUAAAAUUCAAAUUACUUUUAUUUUAAGGUUACAGCUGAUAAUGUAAUGUAAUUUUUAGACUGAACGGUAUGAUUUUAUCGGUAAUGAUAUUAUUGAUACUAUGUUCAAAGUGAAGGUGUUUAUUGAUACUCCAUAAAGGCGUUCCUCCAUCGUUAAUGAUCCAUGACCAAUCUACCCACUGACUCCAUCCUUAGCCGUCGGAAUAAUUUGUUAGCGCGUUCAGUAUAGGUUUCGCGUAUGUAUUGUGUUUGUUUAGCUUAUACUUAUUAUAAUUUUGUUUCCUACAUUGUUUAAAUAAUUUAAGCUUAUUGUGAUGUUGCGUUUAUUAAAGAAUUGUUAAACAUUUAUUUAUUAAUAAAUAAUAUUUAAUUGA
Messenger RNA from Pieris brassicae (large cabbage white), 3013 nucleotides. RefSeq names its product calcium uptake protein 1 homolog, mitochondrial-like (gene MICU1). Gene Ontology annotation, cellular component: uniplex complex. Gene Ontology annotation, biological process: mitochondrial calcium ion homeostasis; calcium import into the mitochondrion. NCBI's taxonomy places the organism in Eukaryota, Metazoa, Arthropoda, Insecta, Lepidoptera, Pieridae. The record is from RefSeq and is a predicted model, not a curated record. The transcript has 11 exons. Gene Ontology annotation, molecular function: calcium ion binding. Bases 196 to 1650 code for a protein of 484 amino acids.